UUUGCACUUAGCUCCUGGGGCAGUGGUGAGUGGUGCGAGCAAGGGUCGGACCCACUGCUAGAGUCUCCCGCCGCUUUCGACACAGAACGUGGGAGCGGGAAGGCCUCGGCGCGGGGGCGGGAGGUUGCCCGGGAUGCGGAAACUCUCGCGGGAAGGUGCGUGGUUGCUUAGGUAACGGCGUCGCAGUUGCCAAAGAUGGCGGGGCGAAGUCUUGGACCCUCGAGAAGCAGCGUUCCACGAACUCCGCUCCCGCCACCCGUUCAGCAACCCUCUGCACCUGGACCGGACCUCCUCGCUUUGGAGGAAGAAUAUAAGCGUUUAAAUGCAGAAUUGCAGGCAAAAACAGCUGACGUGGUUCGACAAGCUAAGGAAAUAAUUAGAGAUCGGCAAGAAGUACGAUCUAGGCCUCUUUCAACACAAAUGAAAUCAUGUGAUGACAAAGAUGAUUAUAGUUUAAGAGGUCCAUUACCAUCUGAAGGGACAGUUGAUCUUCAUUCAGAAACUAAGUCAAAGACCAAAAACAUUGAUCCUGUAAACAAGGUUCAAAACAAAUUACACUCUGCAAAUAAAGGAAGGAAAACAAAUUCAAGUGUUAAAUUGAAAUAUUCUGAUGUACAGACUGCCAACGAUGUUGCCAUUCCAGAGGAUUUUUCAGACUUUUCCCUUGCAGAAACAUUUAGCAAAAUUGAAGGGCAACUGGAGGAAGAAGGCUUACCUGAAUAUAUAGAUGAUAUUUUUUCUGGUGCUAGUAACGACAUUGGAGCAGAAGCACAGCUCAGAUUUCUAAAGGCCAAACUCCAUGUUAUGCAGGAAGAAUUGGAUAAUGUUGCAUGCGAAUGCAAUAAAAAGGAGGAUGAAAUUCAGAAUUUAAAGUUACAAGUAAGAAAUUUUGAAGAUGAUUUUAUGAAACAGCAGCGAACAAUUCAUAUGCAACAGUCUCAAGUCGAAAAAUAUAAGACUCUUUUCGAAGAAGCAAACAAAAAGUGUGAUGGAUUACAGCAACAGUUGUCUUCAGUAGAAAGGGAAUUAGAAGAUAAAAGAAGAUUGCAAAAACAGGCUGCAAGUAGUCAAAGUGCCACAGAGGUUCGCUUGAAUAGAGCUCUAGAAGAAGCAGAAAAGUAUAAACUGGAGUUAAAUAAAUUAAGGCAAAAUAACAAGGACAUAACAAAUGAAGACCACAAAAAAAUUGAAGUGUUAAAAUCAGAAAACAAGAAGCUAGAAAAACAAAAAGGAGAAUUAAUCAUAGGGUUCAAGAAACAGUUAAAAUUAAUUGAUGUUUUAAAAAGGCAGAAGAUGCAUUUUGAAGCUGCCAAGAUGCUGUCUUUCACUGAGGAGGAAUUUAUGAAAGCACUUGAAUGGAAUGGGGAAAUAAAUAAGUGAUCUACUUCAGUGAGUCUCUAUGACAGUAUGUGAUGGAUACCCAUUUUACUUACUGUAAUGGUUUGAAUUAUUUUUAUUCUUUGUAAGAAAUGAAGUUCUGGGAUUAUGAAAUUGAAAUAACUUCAAAGAAUUCUCUGUUUAGAUUUGAGAGAUACAAAACUGAUGCAUUAUUCUGAUAUGUAUUUAUAAGAAAAUUUUUUUAAAACAAAGCAACAAAAAUUUAACUUCUGAUUCGCUAUCUUAUGACCUUUUAUGUUCUUUUGAGUUUGUUUUCUAAGUUCUUACUUAAUGUGACAAUUAGAUAAUAAAAUUCUUCA
Molecule: messenger RNA, 1697 nt
Organism: Saimiri boliviensis boliviensis (Bolivian squirrel monkey)
Lineage: Eukaryota; Metazoa; Chordata; Mammalia; Primates; Cebidae
Gene: TEX9
Product: testis expressed 9
Source: RefSeq, a predicted model, not a curated record